AUGAUUUCCGUCAUAACUAGGAUCAAGUCGAUCUUCAAGCGUAUUGCGAGCCUCAACACAAAGAAGACCAAGACUCCUGAUCAAUCGCGACCGACCAAGAUCGACAGCGGCAUGAUGACACCUGAGGGUGGAAACAACGGCCACAAUACCGACAUUCUCGACCCUGAAACCCAUUCUGCUGUCGACAGAAACCCAGUCGCUAUCCUCCAACCGACUCCACACAGCGGACAAACAGGCCUUGGCAUGGAUCGCAUCCUCAACGUUUGUGAAAGCGGACUAGAGGAGGUAAACAGCAACGAGUUCAGCACUUUUGACUUCUUCGGCGCGUCGUCGGAGACGCUGGGUGAAUCCGGCAUGGCUGCUGGCCGGUCUCAAGAGCCCACAGACCCAGGCCUCGGCCGUAGUGCGGACUAUACACAUUUGCAGCCCGGGGAUUCUGCCACCUUGACAGAGCCUGGUCCCUUCUUGGCCGGCGAGCCAGCCAUGCAGGCCAUGUAUUCCUUUAGCCAUGGCGAUGAACCUCCUCUCCCAUUCCACAGUCUAGCCAGCUCCCUGCGAGCAAGUGGUGCCCCUGUCGAAAUGGACUCUGCCGCGAACCAGGCAGAGCAGCGGCCAAGUGGACUUGUACCCACGCCCGAGGGUGGGAACGAAGAAGAGCAGCAGGGAGACCGCAUCGUGGUCGGCAAGGACACCCUCGAGGAUCUAGGCUUGGGUAUUCCCCGUUCCAUCAGUCCGAGGACCGCGGCCACCCGCCGCAUGGCGGUCACGGCCGAAAUCGCGCGCCAGGAAGAAGCACCACCAAGCUUGCCCCCAACAGAAGUGCAGCCACUCCCGGAUAAGAGGGUGUUCCCACGCACUGUUCACAUCCCAAACGACAUAGAUCCCCUCGUUCGCAUGUAUCUGGAGCAAAGAAACAACCGCAUCUGCGAAUUCGUGGGUAUCCACGAAAGAAAGCGAAACAACGUGGCCGCAAAGCGCAGCCGCGUCACUCGACUCGAGUCCCUGGGCAGCUAUGAGAGGCUGUACUACCAGGCGACUGCCGAGUUACGCUUUUACCGUCUGCAGGCGGUUUGUGAAGGCCUUGGCGGAGGCGCGUGGGAGGCUCUCACGGAAGAGCAACGAGCCCGCUGGCAGGAUUAUGUUAUUCGCGAGGCCCUGGACAACAAGGCGACCAAUCUACGGGAGAAGAGGGCCGCUCAGCGCCAGAAUCGCACCAAGGGAGCGGCGCGAGCGCGCGGCACAGCGUCCGUCAGGAGCGCGGCUCAGAAAGCAAUUAUUCGCCGGGCUCAAAUCGCGGCGGAGGCACAGAUGCCCAUGAAUGCCUACCUCUCGAGGGAGGUAGACACAUGGCUGUCACAGAGGAAGGACAUGACCACCGAGGAGGUCCUAGCUACGCUCGACGACGACAUCACCGACGACUGGACCGACAUCGAUGAAGAGCUCAUUGAUCCGGAGCAGAUGCUUGAACUCCUCGACCCGGUGGUUCGGGAGCCGGAAUAG
Molecule: messenger RNA, 1500 nt
Organism: Purpureocillium lilacinum
Lineage: Eukaryota; Fungi; Ascomycota; Sordariomycetes; Hypocreales; Ophiocordycipitaceae
Source: RefSeq, a predicted model, not a curated record